Molecule: messenger RNA, 1533 nt
Organism: Asparagus officinalis (garden asparagus)
Lineage: Eukaryota; Viridiplantae; Streptophyta; Magnoliopsida; Asparagales; Asparagaceae
Product: mitochondrial uncoupling protein 5
Biological process (GO): succinate transmembrane transport; phosphate ion transmembrane transport; malate transmembrane transport
Molecular function (GO): sulfate transmembrane transporter activity; oxaloacetate transmembrane transporter activity; antiporter activity
Source: RefSeq, a predicted model, not a curated record
CAUUCUACCGUCACCAGCAACCGCCUCCCGUUCUAGUCCUCCCUAAUUUCUCCUCUCCUCCCUCCUUUAUUCUUGGAUGCUAUAAAUGAACCCCCUCUUCCUCUCUUCCCAAUUCAUCCUCGACCCAUCAAUAAAAAUUGCAGCUUUUUUUUCAUUUAUAUGUCUCAGAGACCCAACGUACCUCACUCCUCCUCGAUAGCCUUUUCUCUUCAUCCCCAUCUCCUGGUCUCCAGUGAGAUGAACUCAAACUCCAACCGGUAACAAAACCCAGAAUUUAACUUGAUCCGGUUUCCAACAAAUUAACCCAAUUUACUCUUCUCAAUCCUCUCCUCCCUUCAAAAAAAGAAAAAAAAAAGAAAAAAAAAAUUGAUAAUGGGCGUCAAAGGAUUCGUUGAGGGCGGCAUCGCCUCGAUCGUCGCCGGGUGCUCGACUCACCCGCUGGAUCUGAUCAAGGUCCGAAUGCAGUUGCAGGGCGAAUCUCCACAAAUCCCUAAUCUCCGGCCCGCUUUCGCUUUACCCAACUCCUCGGUCACGACCGACGAUGCUCCUCCUCCUCCUCCCCCCCCUCCGCCCGGGCCAUCUCGAAUCGGGGCCCAGAUCCUGCUCUCCGAGGGCGCCGCGGCCCUUCGUUCUCCGGCUCUCGCCACCGUCCUGCCAACCCUCUACUCGACGACGCCGUCAUGGUGCCUCUACGACAUGAAUUCAAGACCAGCUGGUCGACCCCCGGCGACCACGGCGGGCCCCUCGACCCUCCCCCUCCACCUCAAAGAUCUGCCGCGCCUCAUCUCUCGCGCAUCCGGCGCCGCCGUCGGCAACCCGGCCGACGUCGCCAUGGUCCCAUGCAGGAAGGACGGCCGCCUCCCCGCCGCCGAGCGCCGCAAGCUACAAGAGCGGUCGUCGACGGGAGCGACGGCGGAUGGCCCGGUCCGAGGGGUCAGAAGCCUGUGGAGGGGCUCGUCGCUGACCAGUUCACAGGGCGAUGAUCGUGACGGCGAGCCAGCUGCGACGUACGACCAGGUGAAGGAGCGGGAUAAUCGGCAGCGGGCGAUGGCGGACGGGCUGGGGACGCACGUGACCGACUUCGCCGCGGGGUUCGUGGCGCGGUGGCGUCGAACCGCGGUGGAUGUGGUGAAGACGAGGGUGAUGAACAAGGCGGCGGCGGCGGGCGAUAUGCCGGCGUACACUGGGGCGUUGGACUGCGCGGUGAAGACGGUGAGGGCGGAGGGGCCGAGGGCCCUGUACAAGGGGUUCAUCCCGACGAUCUCGAGGCAGGGGCCGUUCACCGUCGUGCUGUUUGUGACGCUGGAGCAGGUUAGGAAACUGCUCAAGGAUUUCUGAUCGCGUGGGAGGGGGUUGGGGUUAAUGGAUGUACGGUGAUACUGGCGACGACGGCGAUGAUGAUGACGAACAAGCUUUAUUAGAUGCUUACUAGUAUUAUGUUUUUCUUGAGUUCACAUUGGAAGGAGGAGGUGCGAAGAUACAGCAAUUGAAUUAACUAUUGGUAUUAUUAAUUGGUAAACGAUUUUUUUUUUU